AUGGCGGACGAGCAGACACGCACCAGAAUGGAACCCCCGAGCCUAGAGCUAAAGCAGUUUGGCCGCGAGACAAAAAACCUAAAGCACAAGCACAAGAGCAAGCGCAGUGGAAAGUGUGACGCCAACAAGGGUGGGGAGCUUAAGCGUACACCGCCGUCCGCGGUGCCGCCCGGCCGUCACCAUGCCCACUCCAAACGCAACUCAAAGGCCAACCGCGAGGACGCUUUGCGAGAGUUACUCGCGGGAAAGAUAGCGGAGAUUGAAGUGGGCGGCGACGAAAACCUUGAGGCACCCAUUGACCUCGCGGGGAUCUACCAGGACGAGACACUUGCGACACGGCUGAAGGACGAGGCAAGCGAGCACCUGGAGCUGAUGCAAAAGAAGAUCGGAGAGCUGAACUCCAAGUACAUCCUGCUCAAACAGCGAAAGAGUGCAGUAAGCACCGAGCUGGUCAAAACGAACACGUCGAAGGUCAAACUGGAGCAGCUUUGUCGUGAACUGCAGAAGCAAAACAAGCUCAUUGUGAACGAGAGCCGUCGUAUUGCUGACGAAGAAGACCAAAAGAGACGCGAACUGUCAGCGCAGUUUCAAAAAACGAUCGAAGACGUGAGUGCCAAGAUGGACAAACAAGGUCAAGACUACGUGGCCUCUUUGAAAGAGAACGAAAAGUACGUUGGUCUUCAGCAGAAACUGAAGACAUUCCUUGAGCAAUACACGGUGCGCGAAGAACACUUUCAGCGUCAACUAGAAGCCAAGGAUCUGGCAGUCCAACUCGCGGAAACGAAGCUGCAACACCAGGUGGAGCUUACCACACGUGAGGCGGAAAAAGUGAAAGUCACUCUCGACAAGGCGAAAGAGUUUUCGGAUCGCGAAGGUGAGCUACAAGCGCAACUCAACUCGUACUCGGAGAAGUUUGAUGUGGUGCAGGAAACCCUGACGAAGAGCAAUCAGAUGUUCACCACUUUCCGCGAAGAGAUGGAUAAAAUGGCAAAAACGACCAAGAAGCUCGAGAAGGAGAACCUUGCUCUUCGAAAGAAAUGCGCUGCCUACGAUAGUGGAGCGAUUGCUUCUAUUCAAGAGAAGGUAGCAUCCGUUGAGGAGACACUAAAACUGCAGGAGAAGGUCAAGAAGCUCGAAAGUUUGUGUCGUCAUCUUCAAGCUGAGCGCAAUAGUACUCGACAAGCCCAGCAAGCUCAAACCACUGUCUCUUCUGCUACCGAGUCGGCCAGUAAAGGAGAGCACUGA
Molecule: messenger RNA, 1245 nt
Organism: Phytophthora infestans T30-4
Lineage: Eukaryota; Oomycota; Peronosporomycetes; Peronosporales; Peronosporaceae
Exons: 6
Coding region: 1-1245 (414 amino acids)
Molecular function (GO): syntaxin binding
Source: RefSeq, a predicted model, not a curated record